AUGUCGACUGCUAAGGAUGUCUCGGUAGCUGGACUCUUCGACCUACGUGGCAAAACCGUCAUUGUGACAGGAGGAACUGGCGGAAUUGGUCUUGUGCUGACUGUGGCUCUCGCAGAAGCUGGCGCGGAUAUUGUCUCGAUCCAGAUUCCCAAUGAUCCUGGUGCUAGCCACUUGCGAGACACCGUGGAACAUCUUGGCCGGAAUUUUCGGUACUUUGACAGUAACCUGAAAGACUAUGCCUCGAUUGCACAGACAUUUGAAGGGAUCUGGAGGUCUGGGUGUACCCCAGAUAUUCUGUUGAAUUGUGCAGGAAUUACACGACAUAGUAAGGUGGAGGAUACCCCCAUUGCGUAUCUGGACGAUGUGAUGGAUAUCAAUUUCAAAGCCGCCUACGUCGUAUCCCAAGAAUUUGGCAGACAAUUGCUCAAGCUCGGCCGCCCCGGAAAGAUGAUCCAUAUCGCCUCGAUGGCAGCACAACUCGUGCAGACCAAUAUUUCCGUCUACGCACCGAGCAAAGCCGCGGUGAGAGCCCUUACGAGAGCGCAAAGCAAUGAGUGGGCUGGGAACGGCAUCCAAGUCAAUUGCAUAAGUCCCGGAUUCAUAAAGACCAAGAUGACGGAGAAUCUGUUCAUGGACCCAGAUUUUGCCAAAACGGUCACAGAAAGGACAGCAUCACAUCGCUGGGGCUAUCCAGAGGACCUGAUAGGCGUCGCGAUCUUCUUAGCCAGUCGUGCAAGUGAUUUUGUGACUGGGGAGGACAUCGUCGUGGAUGGUGGAGUCAUCGGCCGAUGA
Exophiala xenobiotica is the source of this 792-nucleotide messenger RNA. RefSeq lists its product as uncharacterized. Gene Ontology annotation, molecular function: oxidoreductase activity, acting on the CH-OH group of donors, NAD or NADP as acceptor. The coding region runs from base 1 to 792 and encodes 263 amino acids. Lineage: Eukaryota; Fungi; Ascomycota; Eurotiomycetes; Chaetothyriales; Herpotrichiellaceae. The record is from RefSeq and is a predicted model, not a curated record. The transcript has 3 exons.